UCUGUGUGCGCGCGCAUGUGUUGAUCAGGAAGCUCUGGGUCUGAGCUGCUUCGAAGCAUCUUGCGUUUCCUGAGGAGACCAAAUGGCCACUGUUCAGUUUCAUUACUUAGCAACCAUACAUAACUGAACUCGUAUAGGUUCUAUGUGCGAAAUAGAUCAGUAUAUUUCAAAUCAGACGUAUAUUGAUCAGUAUUUGGCGUAUAAUACAGGUUAUUCUUCCGUCGCGUGCGUGCAGCGCUUCAGCCAGUGAGCUCGCUUUAAUCACAUCAGACUAGCCCCUCAUAUACUGUGAAUAUAAAGAUGUCCAAGCCCCCAAAUUCUGCUUCUCGGUCCCGGUCCAGAUCCAGGUCUAGAUCGCGGUCCUACACACGAUCUCACUCCAGGAGUCGCUCCCGCUCAAGGUCCAGAAAGCGUCGCUACAGCUCUAGAUCAAGAUCCCGUUCACACAGCAGAGAGAGGAACUAUCCUUCCAGAGAUUUCCAGAACAAUCGUGGGUAUAACCGUGGUUUCCGUGGCUACCGGAGACCCUUUCAAUACCGGGGCAGAGGGCGUGGCUACUUCCCACGAGGUAACUAUCAUAGAGGUGGCAGCAACUAUGGUUACCGUUCCAACAACUGGCACGGCCAUAGAGACCACCAGCAGCAGCAGCAGCAGUACGACCACUCGUACAGCCCUAGGAGGGGGCGCUCGCGUUCCCACACACCACGGAAAAGAUCAGCAAGCCGGAGCCGCUCGCGCCAUUCCGAUAGAUCAUCCUCUGUGCAUUCCAGACAUUCCAGCUCUUCCUCCCGUUCCUCAUCCCCACGUCGACGCAACUCUACCGUUGGACGACUCCAUUCUAAAGAUCGCAAAGAAAGGGGUUCACCAAGUGAAAGCAAAGGAACCAGCAAGGAAUCUUCCAAGCCUACAGGAAGCACCCCAGAGGAACCCAGUAGCAAGUGGGAAGGCUUAACUAACUACGAUGCCAGCCCCAAACGCAAAGCUGCGUCUUCUGGUGGUCUGUCAGAGAUCAAAGUGUCCAUUUCCGGAGGUGCUGGCAAUGGUGGUCCACUGUGGCGAAGCAUCGGCCCUGCCAGUAAAAGUCCACUGGCAAAGACGUCAAGCUCAACUGACUUCGGGUCCUUCUCAAAGGAAGACUUGAAGACCGAAGACAAAUCAGCCUCCAUUUCGUCCGCUUUCAAAAAGUUUUUGGCAGAAAAGAAAAAGCCCUUAUCAGACAGGGAUAAUGGCAGGGGUGAGACUUUAAGCUUGGGCGACGCAGACAGCGAGAAGAGCGGCAGCAAGUUGAGAGCAGUUUUCAACGCGUCUGAUUCUGGCUAUGAUGGCUCAAAGACUGACAAAGGACUUCCAUUUCUGGAUGCAGAAGAAGAGGAGUAUCGCCAGGAAAUGAAAGACAGGAAGACUGAGGAAGAAUCCAAGUAUAAGGACAAACCUCUUGUCACAAUGCGUGACUUAACCGAAGAGCGUUUUGGGAAAUGGGAUGAAGAUGUUGAAGAGGAACUGGAUGAGGUACUUUAUCGAAGUCGGAAGCAUGUGUCUAGAAAAGAAGAAAAGGCCUCCAAGAAGAAAGAAAAGAAGAAGAGUAGGAUCAGUCCAUCCUCUCCAUCGCCAUCCAGAGUAUCAGAGAAUAGAGGCAGGCCACUGUUUCCAGCUGGAAGAGAGGCCUCACCCCCAGCUAAAUCCUCAGCGAAGAAAGACCCGCAGUUUAAUUUCAGUAUAAAGGCAUUCACUGAUGAUGGAGAAAGCUCAUCAGGUGCAUUAGCUAAAGAAAGACGUUUGUCACGGGAUCUUGUGCACCCUGGUAAAAAAGAUCAUGAGGGGUUUCAAUCGAUCUUCCAGCAUAUUCAGUCUGCUCAGCUUCGCAGAAGCCCUUCAGAGCUAUUUGCUCAACAUAUAGUCACCAUAGUACAUCAUAUUAAAGCUCAACAUUUCCAGUCAUCUGGGUUGACUCUGAGUGAGCGAUUUGGAAUAUACCAAAGAAAAGCUGCAGAGAUGGAAAAGAUGAAGCCGAGGAAAAGUCCUGAGAUCCACAGGCGAAUCGAUGUGUCUCCCAGUGCUUUUAAGAAGCACUCUCACCUGUUUGAGGAUUUCGAAGAGAGCGGCUACAAGGUGACAGAGAUACAAAGAAAUCUAGUUUGUUCCUCUGUGUCUCUGAUGUUUCCUCUUUAUCUGCUCUUCUCUUGUAUUUGUUACUUGCAGCCGAGAAUGAGAGGAAGAGGAUGGAACCGGGGAAACUACCCAGGCAACAACAACAACAACAACAACCCUCCCAAUAUGGGCGGCCCUUCACGGCCCCCGGAUGAGGAGUGGGACCCUGAAUACACCCCCAAGAGUCGGAAAUACUUCCAGCACGACGACCGGGACAAGGAAGGGGAGAUGAAGUGGGUGGACACUCGGGGACGCGGCAGAGGAAAUUACCCACGUGGCAGGGGCACCUUCUUGGUUCGCAAGAGCGGCGGCAGCCCCAAGUGGACCCACGACAUGUUCCAGGGCAAUGCUGAAGAGGGAGAAAUUGAAGAGGGAGGCGCAGAGCACAAAGAUGACGACAAGUCUGGGGAAAACACAGCUUCCAAGCCAUAGACCAAUUCGUAUCCAUUUGUGUCUGUUCUUCUCUACUGUCUCUAACUCUGUGAGAGCCCUGGUGAAAAAUGCAUCUUUAUGUGUUCAGAUGUUGGACUGCAGAACCCCAAAUGGUAGAGCCAUGUCAUUUAUAGCAACAAACCAUCUGCUAUUAUUUUUCAGUUUUUUUCUUUUCUUUCAUUUUUGGGGGUUGUGGGGGGUGAUUGAAAAUAUAAAUUCUGCCAUUUGGUGGCUAAAAUUAAUUGAUUUUCAUUUAAAAAGUGCAAUAAAUCUGUGCACUUGUGCCUUAGAUUUAACUGUAGUUUUAUGAUUCCUUUUUUACUUUUAAUUUUCCCAGUAGAUUUCCCCUUUUCUGUUUGGACGUGCAUGUAAAUUCAUUUAUACAUGCUGCAAUCUUUUAUAUUUCUUCUCUUUUGGUGUAUGGUUCAGUCUCAUUGGCGCAUAUCCCUUGUGGACCAAUACACUGUGUACUGGGCCGAUUUUCUCCAGAAAAUUGUCUGUUAAAAAUGUAAAGAUUCAUUCUUCCUAACCAAUUGGCUCUCGGCUAUAUUUAACAUCCGAUUUAGUUAAUUUUCUUCCCUUAAAUUAUGCCACUGACUAAAAAAAAUUGUCCACUUACUUUGUGAAGUGUAAUUUAAAAGGUUUUUUUUCCUGUUUUGAGCAACAACAAAAAAUUGUCAUAAGUUUUAGAUUGUCAUUCAUCCGAUUUUAAAGUGUAGAUAAUAAUAGAACAUGCAAGACGAAGCUUAUGAUGCAUUUAUUGCAUUGUUGUGUUAAACUAUCAAACAAAUUGUAAAAUAGUUCAUGCUGCAUGUUUAGAUCAUGUGGUUUUUCUGCCAUUGAUCU
Molecule: messenger RNA, 3426 nt
Organism: Sinocyclocheilus grahami
Lineage: Eukaryota; Metazoa; Chordata; Actinopteri; Cypriniformes; Cyprinidae
Product: thyroid hormone receptor-associated protein 3-like
Exons: 9
Coding region: 301-2580 (759 amino acids)
Biological process (GO): positive regulation of transcription by RNA polymerase II
Cellular component (GO): mediator complex
Molecular function (GO): DNA binding; transcription coregulator activity
Source: RefSeq, a predicted model, not a curated record